AUGUAUCUUGAGAGAGUUGAUCCAGUCUUGAAGAUCAUACAUGCCCCGACUGUGCAACGGGACAUUAUGGGAUUUAUACGAGACAAAUCGCAUCUUGGCCCAACCCGUCAUAUUCUCUUCUUCGCCCUUUACUACACCUCUGUGAUCACAAUAUCAGAAGAGGAAUGCGGGGAAGAGCUUCAGCACUCGAAAGGAGAAGCUUUGAAAAGAUUUCGGGACGAGCUAGAGAGGUCCCUAGAACGGUCUGAUUUGCUCAACACAUCGGAUAUAGCCAUUCUCCAAGCUUUUGUGCUGUACAUCGUCUGUGGCAGAUGCGACAAGCAAGGGCCAGAUACAAAGCGCUUGACAGAGGUCGCGGUCAAAAUCGCGUUUCAGAACGAGCUGCAUCGGGAUGGUCUGGAGCUCGACAUUUCUCCCUUCGAGGUUGAGAUCAGACGUCGAUUAUGGUGGCAGAUUUGUAUUCUAGAUGUGCGGACUGCCGAAGACAACGGCUCAGAUCCACUUAUCCUCUCUACAUCUUUCACCACACGGUUCCCUUCCAAUGUCAACGACGCGAGCCUCCACCCAGACAUGAGUGAGAUGCCUCAAGCAACUCUCGGAAGAACAGAAAUGUCUUUCACCCUGGCCAGAUUUGAAGGGAGCAAUUUUGCACGCCGAAUAGUCUUCUCCGAAAAAUUCUGUCAAGAGAAUUCCCACGAGAUCUUGACAGCUUCUGAGAAAUGCGUGGCUAUCAACGGGUUUAGAGAGCAGAUCGAGCAGCAACAUCUGUCAGAUUUGGACAAGAGUAUCCCGUUGGACUUUAUCACAGCCGCAUCUAUUCGCCUCAUUCUCGUCAAACUUAAACUUACGUAUGAAAAGGGGAAGCAAUGGCUUUGGCUUUUCCAGACAUACCUUGAGUGGGACGCCCUGUCCUAUCUAUUCAUCAACUUGUCGCUAGUGCCAGUAGGAGAUGAUGUGAACUUAGCAUGGAGCGCUGCUAGUGACAUUUAUGAGUACUGGAAGAACCGCAGCGACAUGUUUCUCGACCGCCGUUGGGGAAACAUCGAAGAACUGCGUUUCCAGGCUUUGCAUGCUAGGAACCUGGUGCAAAGGGAGCCUAGCGUCUUUGUGGCAACACCAGUUGAUGCUUGUGAUUCUGACCACCUUGAUUUAAUUGCAUUGGGAUCUCCAGGCCAGCGCGUACCAGCCACUCAAUCGGAAGUCACUUCGCCCAUGUUGCAAGGUGGCAUCACACAAAGCUUAGAAGUCCCAAGUGCUGGAACGGGUUGCCAAUGGAGUGCGGGAAUCUUCGAGAGAUACUUUGAAGUUUUAGAUUCGGAGCACGAUUUGCGAAACUCGUGGCUUUAG
Messenger RNA from Penicillium cataractarum, 1347 nucleotides. RefSeq names its product transcription factor domain-containing protein. Gene Ontology annotation, molecular function: DNA binding; zinc ion binding. Bases 1 to 1347 code for a protein of 448 amino acids. The record is from RefSeq and is a predicted model, not a curated record. The transcript has 4 exons. Gene Ontology annotation, biological process: DNA-templated transcription. Lineage: Eukaryota; Fungi; Ascomycota; Eurotiomycetes; Eurotiales; Aspergillaceae.